GAUAUUGGUAGCCCUGUUUCGUCCCCUGCCUUUCAUUGUUGCUAUUUAAUACCCGGUGUGUUUGCGUUUUUCAUUAUUUCUUGCAAAAAGUUUUGCUGUAAGUCUUUUACAAUCUAACGAAAAGUAUUGACAAUAAUUAUUUAGCAAACAAAAGAAGGCGGAGGGGGUAGCAGGAGGUGAAGAUGGAUAAUUUGGAGGAGGUAUUGCAAGCUCUUGACGAAUUUCAGAAAGUGCGUCCAAGUGAAAUACCUCGAGAGCUCGAAGAUUAUUUAUGUUGGGUUGCAAAAACUGGUGAUCCUGUUUAUCAGUGGUCAUUAAUUAAAACAUUGUUCAGAGAAAAACUUACUCGCGUGAUGACCGAAUUUUAUGAAAGUUGUCCGACGCUUGAUCUUGCACCGUGUCCGAACGUUGAGCAUUUCAAUUAUGAUAUGAUGAAAAGCAAUCUCUUGGAGCGUUUGGAAUCAUUUGCAAACGCUCCGUUCACUGUUCAACGAAUUUGUGAAUUAUUAACAGCACCACGCAAGGAAUACAAUAGAGUUGAUAAAUUUAUGAGAGCUAUUGAAAAAAAUAUCUUAGUUGUUUCUACUAGAGAACCUGGACCAAUAACCAGGAGAAAUGAAAAUGGAGAUGGUAUGGUAAAUGGAUCAGUAGAUGAAGAUCCAUCUGUAACACAGCCUCCUCAGGAUGUAGAAAUGGAAUAUUGGGAAAAGGACUGUUCUUCCACAGUUACAAUUAGCGUGCAUACUGUUGAAAAUGAAACGCCUUUGUUACAUACUGUUGUACCAACUAAUACUGUAGUAAAAAAUGUAUUUGAUACGGAAGAACUUUCACAUGAGAAAGUAGAAUCAACAUCUAAGUCAGAUAUUGUAGUAUCUAAUUUUAUACAAACUACUUCAGAGUUUUCCGGAGUUUCCAAUUUGAAUUCUCAAGCACAAACACAGGAUUCACAAAUUGGUUCUGCAAUACAAAAUCUGUCAACUAUAGUUCCUGAAAAUUCUGGAAUUAUUAGUGAUGUUUCAGAAGCAAUUAUGAAUGAAGAUACUAGUUCUCAACCUAGUUUAGAAUUGAUAAAUGAAGGAGGAGAUACUAUAGAUUCCUCAAGAAAAUUACAAACUACUUUCCAAACAAAAGAUUUUAGCACAAAUGAAAAUAAAUCGACAAAAUUUUAUAUAGAUAAUUCUAAGAUAAAUGAAAAGACAGAAGUUGAAUUAAUGUCAAUACAUGUACAAGAAGGAUCAAAUAAAAGUAAAGAUAUAUUAGUUAAAUCAGAUAUUGAACUCAAAACUGUAUUGGAUAAUAAAGAAUCAAUUAGUCCAAUUGUUGAAAAUCUAAAUACUAAUAAAAAUUUGGAAAAUACAAUAAAAUUAGAUACUGAAGUAGAAAACAUUCAAUCAAUUAUUGAUACAUCUAUUUCAAAUAAAAAAUCUCUAGAUAUGGAAAAUACAUCAGCAACAAACAAUUCAGAACAACUGACAAAUAAUUUAAUAUUAUCUACUGAUAAUGUAAGUACAGAGGAGACUAUAAAUACUUCAAAGAAUUUAUCUAUUGAUAUAGAAAAUUUGAAAGAUCAAACUAAAGAAGUAGAAUUAAUAAAGAACUCAAAAUCUAUAAUAGAAGAACCAUGUUCCAAAACUAAUGUAACAAAACAUUUCAAUCAGAAUCAAAAGAAAAAUGAUUUAAUUAUCACAGAAAUUGGAGAAGAUGAGGGCAGUAUCAUAAAAACUAUAGUACCUGAUCCAAUUCCUAUUGUUGAGGAACCAAAAAAUAUAGAGUCUAUUAAAAUUAAAGAAAACAUUUCACCAAUUAUUGAAAUAACAGAAAAAUCAGAAAAUCUGCAAAAUUCUCCAAUAAUAUGUCAAUCAGAAAACAAAGAAAAAAUGUCUAUUAAAGAUAAUAAUGUAGCACAAUUACAAGGUAAUAAUAUAACUUCUACCAUAAAUAAAAUACAUGAUAGUGACAUAGUAAUUGAAAAUAUAAUGAAUAAAAAAGAACAGAAAGAGGUGGAAUUAAUGGAUGUAGAUGAAGAAGAAACAUUAUCCGUGUUUCAACAAGAUGAUGAAGUCAUGGAACAAGAAACAGUACAAUCAUCUAGAAGUUAAUGAUAUGUAAGAAGAAGAUUUUAUUCAUAUUUUUUAAUAUUUGAUUUUGAUUUUAAUAGAAAACAUAAAAAAGAAAAAUAGAAAAAAUGGAAUUUGUUUAAAUGAUAAAAAUUUGUAUUGUAUUUCAAAUAUG
Apis laboriosa (Himalayan honeybee) is the source of this 2232-nucleotide messenger RNA. It is a transcript of the gene PPP4R2r, whose product is annotated as serine/threonine-protein phosphatase 4 regulatory subunit 2. Gene Ontology annotation, biological process: protein dephosphorylation. Gene Ontology annotation, molecular function: protein phosphatase regulator activity. Lineage: Eukaryota; Metazoa; Arthropoda; Insecta; Hymenoptera; Apidae. The coding region runs from base 183 to 2099 and encodes 638 amino acids. Gene Ontology annotation, cellular component: cytoplasm; nucleus; protein phosphatase 4 complex. The transcript has a single exon. The record is from RefSeq and is a predicted model, not a curated record.